Clupea harengus (Atlantic herring) is the source of this 2201-nucleotide messenger RNA. Its product is annotated as sodium- and chloride-dependent GABA transporter 2-like. Gene Ontology annotation, biological process: nitrogen compound transport; sodium ion transmembrane transport; amino acid transport. Gene Ontology annotation, cellular component: plasma membrane; cell projection. The record is from RefSeq and is a predicted model, not a curated record. Gene Ontology annotation, molecular function: gamma-aminobutyric acid:sodium:chloride symporter activity. NCBI's taxonomy places the organism in Eukaryota, Metazoa, Chordata, Actinopteri, Clupeiformes, Clupeidae.
CAACGUGUCCAGACCACAAGUUAUGGUGUAACAGGAAUAUAGUUAAGCGAAGGUGAGGAGAGAGAAGGUGGCCAUUCUUGACUUUGCUAGCAGAAGGAGAUGGCCCAGGUUAAAUAUGGAGGGAAGGAGGGGUUGGAGGAGCGAGGACACUGGGCUGGUAAAGCAGAGUACCUAUUGGCCGUUGCAGGGAAUGUGGUUGGGCUGGGAAACGUGUGGAGGUUCCCUUAUCUAUGCUACAAGAAUGGAGGAGGGGCCUUCCUUGUGCCCUACUUGGUGUUUGUGGUCACCUGUGGGGUACCACUGUUUCUCCUGGAGACCAUCAUGGGCCAGUAUACCCAGGAAGGGGCCAUCACCUCCUGGCAAAAACUGUGCCCGCUGGCCGAGGGCAUUGGCUACGCCGGUCAGCUGAUCCUGUUGUACAGCUGCAUGUGUUACAUUGUCAUCCUGGCAUGGGCGCUGUUGUACCUGUGCUUCUCCUUCAGUUCUAAGUUACCAUGGGCUAACUGUGACAACGUCUGGAACACAGAAAACUGUGUGGACAUCUCUGGAAACAACAAGACAUACAACUGGACUGAGCAAAGUAACUCAACAUCUCCUGCCAUAGAAUUCUGGGAGCGUCGUGUGCUGGCGAUCUCAGCAGGCAUAGAGGAGGUGGGCAGUGUGAGGUGGGAGAUCCUCCUGUGUCUCGUUGCUGUGUGGGUCGCCUGCUAUUUCUGUGUCUGGAAAGGUGUGAAGUCUACUGGAAAGGUGGUCUACUUCACAGCCACGUUCCCCUACGUGAUGCUGCUGGUGCUGCUCAUCAGAGGGCUGACUCUACCUGGAGCUCUGCAGGGGGUCACCUACUACCUGUACCCAGAGCCCUCAAAGCUGUUAGAGCCUCAGGUGUGGAUGGAAGCUGUCUCUCAGGUCUUCUUUUCCUUUAGUGUGGGUGUCGGCACACUGACUGUUCUGGGGAGUUACAAUCCCUACAACAACAACUGUUACAAGGACUGCCUCUGGUUAUGCGUGUUGAACAGCUGCACCAGUAUGGUGGCUGGAUUUGCUGUGUUCUCUAUGCUUGGCUUCAUGGCCCAUGAACAGAAUGUUCCCAUUGAGAUGGUGGCAGAGUCAGGUCCUGGUCUGGCUUUCAUUGCGUACCCUCAGGCUGUGGCCAUGAUGCCCUUUCCACAGCUGUGGGCAGUCUGCUUCUUCGUCAUGAUAAUCUUACUUGGCCUUGAUACACAGUUUGUGAUGAUGGAGGUGGUGAUGACGUCGGUAACAGAUCUGGUGCCCUCUGUGCUGCGCCGGUCUGGGGGGCGACGGGAGCUCUGCCUGCUGCUCUAUUGCCUCCUCUGCUUCAGCGCAGGCGUUCUCAUGGUGACAGAGGGUGGGAUGUAUGUCUUCCAGAUAUUUGAUUACUACGCUUGCAAUGGGACCUGUCUGAUGUUCCUUGCAGUCUUCUUGUCCUUGGCAAUGGGCUGGGUGUUUGGUACUGAGCGUUUGUAUGACAUCGUUGAGGACAUGACUGGGGUGAGGGCCAGCCCCCUCUUUCGGAUGUGCUGGAAGUAUCUGACGCCUAUUGUGUCCCUGGUUUCCUUUAUUUGCUCUCUUGUCGAGUACCAGCCCCUGACCUUCAAUCGCUGGUAUGUUUACCCAGGCUGGGUGUACGUGCUUGGCUGGAUGAUGUCCUUCUCCUCUGUCCUCCUCAUACCAGGGGUGGCUCUCUUCCGGCUCAUGACUGGCAAAGGCACUUUAAGAGAGCGCUGGCUUCACCUGUGUUGUCCUGCUAAUGACCUUCCCUUGACCCGGAAGCAGAAGCCAGAGCUUCAGAGUCUUACAGAGGGAAAGAAUUUUGUUGCCAUGGGAAACCAAGCAUAACACUGAAUUAUUGGAUCCACUGGUGACUGUUGCUGCAACAGUCUUUACAAUAGUUUUACAAGAAAAUAUAUUGUCUGCCUGAAGUUUAAAUGUCUCGGUUCAUGUUGUCUUUUGAAAUAUAUUCCUUCAAGACUAUAUAGAUCUCAAGGAGGACUGAAAUGACAAUAUAAAAUUAAAUGAAAUAUAGCUGAAUUAACCCCCAUAACUGUAUGCAAUGGGCCAAUCAUCUGGCAUCUUGUGUGAUUCUUGCUUAAGCUGAAUAUUUGCUCACAAAAUAUGAUUAUGAAACUAUGAAAUAUGAUUUAUCAAAGCAAAUAAACAACAACUCAAAAACCUGACCAUGA